This is a messenger RNA of Petromyzon marinus (sea lamprey), 3941 nucleotides long. The record is from RefSeq and is a predicted model, not a curated record. Lineage: Eukaryota; Metazoa; Chordata; Hyperoartia; Petromyzontiformes; Petromyzontidae.
UGGAGUGAACAAUCUGAAUGGACUUUAUCCGUGUGAAUCGAGCCAAUUCAAAUUAAGAUGGAGGUCUCUUUGUGUGUACACGUCACGUGUGUGUACGCGUGUUCCACAUGACACAGACAGCGUUAAUUGCUUAGUGCGUCACGUGGGACGCAUUUAACAAUCAUUGGGCAUGUGCAGGGUGGAACGAGUCAAUUUUCUAUUAGAAUGGGGAGGAGUAAAUUGGUAACCGCAGAGAUAAUUAGCGUGGUGGUGACGGGUCGCAAGGACUGGAGUUUGGCAAACCCUGUCGUAGUUUACACCGCAGUGGUUUCGGUGACCCCCUCCCUCCUACUGAGCGAACAUGAACCUCCUCCUCCUCUGCUGAGAUUUACGAGCGCCCCUCUCUUGCGUUAGAACCGCGACACUCUCUGUCGGCGACGCGGGGUCACUGCAGCGAUUUGAGCCGAGCUGACCUCUCGGUGGGCGGUUCGUCCCGUGCGCGAAAAUGAACGUUGUGAGAUUUACGGCCACUCUCCGCCGGCACUGGAUGGAACAUCCCCACCCCUGGGACACCGCCCGCUCAGGGAUUCAUUUCAGGCGGGUCUGUCUGUGCCUUGUGACCCGGGAAAUAUUUACACAGUCGGUACACCACGUCGGGUAAUUUCUCUCACUACGGCCGCGGCCACCUCUCGUCGUGUGCCACUUAGGCCAGCCUACCAGCGACAUGGGAAAUAUUGUCGGUGGUAAAUCGCGCCCUGGGGUGCGCUCGUUCGUAAAUUUCCGCCGUCUCUGAUUGUGAUCAGGAGGGCGGAGGUGGAGAGAGAGCGGCUGCGUUGAGUGAGACGGAGCUCGCGAUGAUGGAGUGCCCGGGCCCUCUUGUGACUUCACUCGGCUCAGCACAACCACGUAGCUCACGUAAGUCAGGGUUUCCAAACCAUAAUGAACUGGUGGCCACCUGUCAGAGGCAUGAACUGGUAUGGUAAGCCACCUAAAAUAUUAUUUUCCUUUAAUUGCGAUGCUUUAGUGUAGAUGCCCUUGUGUGAUGCCACCAAGUGUCCCAGGAGCAUCACGACCCAUUCAUUGAAAGUACGCGCGUCUCACGAGGCACCGCUGAAUUGCGCAUUUCUCAAGUUAAUUGCACCGUAUUCAUUUCCUGGCCCAAGGAAACACAAGGUGGGUUAAAGUAUUGUGCCCACAGAAUUAGCACGGCAGUUUUACUUUGAAGAAGCCACGCCACAAAAAUAUCAUAAUAUUAGUCGUGAAAGCCGACAAAUACAUUUUUAUAUGUCAACUAAUGCACUGCCAGAUAAAGGCCUCUGACACCAUGUCAGUCGUGGGGGUUGUAUGACCAUACUUCACCACGCUGAUUGGGGCCCUGGACCGGUUCAUACAUCACUCAUCACUGAUGUUAGCCGUGGCUGGGAAUCUUAACACGGACUCCUGGGUUCAUGAAGCAGUGCACGAACCUCCACGCCAACGCUCCCCCCCACCAAAGUGACCACGAAAUAAAAAUUAUCUCCAAUCCUGAUCGCAACUGCAGACCCUCUAGUAUUUAACCAUACCCCCCCCCCUCCCCCGUGCAUGGUAUCUCAUCACAGAAACAAGGCAUUGGGAAUUUGCACCGUGUGGAAUUUGGGGAGAGUGUCAUUUGCCCCUAGUCACAGGGUACAUUUAAAUUAGACCAUACUCAAAUAAUUCUGUCUCCCUUUGCAGUAAAUCCUCUCCACCCCCCUCAGUAAAAAAUAAAAAUAUAUUUUCUAUUUCUCAUUCUCACAGUUCAGGAAUUCGCGGGCAAAGUCACGCCACCGCAGCGGCACGUUAUGUAACGAUCGUGCAUCGGCAUGCGCACCCCGCCAAAAAUGAAAUCAAAGAAACGACUCCCGAUCACAACAAGGAUGAGAAUUUUUUUUUUGCGACCGUAGAGCGGGGGGCGGGGGGGGAGCGAUUUCAGAUGGGGAUGCAGGAGUGGCUGGCCGGGUGCCAGAGCCGACUGCCACUGCCGUAUAAAACCUGGGGCGCGAUGGUGGGUGCGAGAAAGCGCGGCACACGCGCGUGGCACUGUCGCGAUGGAACCUCCGCUGCUCAAGCGGCUGGCGCGCUGGCUCUUGGUGGUGCCGCGCUUCCUCGCGUCGGCCCUGGCGCUCUGCCUGCUCGACCUGCCGUGCGUGCGGCGGCGAGCGAUGCGCUCGCUGGCCGACGAGGCGCGCCGUUCCGGCACGGCCGACACCGACCCGCCGUGGCGUAUCUCCGACUCGGAACGCACGUUCACGCGGGCCUCGCUCGCCGCCGUGUGGCGCGGCCACGUCCUCGACGCGUUCAAGGAGGCGCGGGCAGGCGGGCUCGCGCCCAACACGCCCGUUGAGCGAUUGGACGGCGGCGGCGGCCCGAGCGGCGGCGGCGGCGGCGGCGGCGGCGGCGACGCCAGCAGCACCAGCGCGCGCGUUCUGGACUUCGCGCACGGCUCCCGGCCGCUCGUGCUGAGCUUCGGCAGCGGCAGCUGACCGCCGUUCAUGGCGCGGCUGGGCGCAUUCGGGCGGCUGGCGCGGGAGUUCAGGCCCGCCGCCGACUUCCUGCUGGUGUACGUGGAGGAGGCCCACCCGCUCGACGGGUGGAGCACCGGCGACGCCCCGUUCCAGCUGCCGCGCCACCGCAGCCUGCCCGAGCGUCUGGAGGCCGCGCACCGCCUGGCGGGCCUGCUGGGCCCCGCGUGCCCCGUGGUGGCCGACACGAUGCGUAACGAGACGACGGCGGCGUACGGCACCGCCUUCCUGCGCCUCUACAUCCUGCAGGCCGGCGUCGUCGUUUACAAGGGCCCCAGCGGGCCCGAGGGGUACCGGCUGAGCGAGGUGCAAGCUUGGCUCAGAGACUUUACGGCGCGGCAGCAGCAGAAGCUGUGCUCGUUACUCAGCGUUUAAGAGUCGGAGUGCAGGCACCUGCCAUGGGGGUCGGUGUCGAGGUCACAGUUUUUGUAAAUCUUGCUCAGCGGUGAAUAUUUUUCUUCUUGUUUUUUUUACUAAGAGAAUAAGUGCAGUAAAUACUGUUGUUGCCUUAAGGGGAUCUGUAACAGUUUACAUCGACCACCACUGUUCUUGGAAAGAGGAAAAACGAAAUCGGCAAUUGGAAUAUCGGAGAUAACGCAUAGGCAAUGGUACAAAGAGAUGAGCCAGAAUAUCUGUAUAGUGUUAAAGUUAGUUAUUUUUACUAUUAACACUGCCUUAGAACAGAAUAUACAAAAUAUGCAGCCACACGCUAUACAUUGUUUCUGUUAUAAGACAUUGUUAAUGAUAAGCUGGUCCGCACCUCCGAUUAGCACGGUUGGCUACGCACGGUGCAAAAUAAGUUCAACAUACACAUUAUUAUUGUUAUUGUUUGCGCACAAAUUAACGUUCCCAGUUAGUGGAACACGAGACAAAUUAUAUCUCGCGUUUCCUCAGUUUUACCGUGAUCAAUUAGCGUAAAUGAUGGACUGGGAGAUUUGCGAGCAUACUUAUAUAUUUACACAGUGGCGGGUAACCUAAGGAACACGUGGAAUAAUCCCCGUUCAUUUACCUAUUUUGUAUCUCUGCACAUUAACGGUGCCUUACUGCAGAAAUUCACAUCAAAUGACUUAAACGCCUUCACUGUGAUGGUUUUUUAUGAAGACGCAAAGCCCCAGUUUACGUGCGAUUAAAGUAAACACGAUGUUUUCUCUCAACCGUGUAACAUAAAAACAGUUGGGUAAAAAAAAAUUGUAUUUGUCUCCCAAUGCAUUCAGUUUAUUUCUCAGAAACGAUUAUUUAUUGGCAACAAUUUAUUUGCAGUGCAAAUACGAUAGUUUGUUUGUGCCAAACUUUUUUUUUACUUUUUGUUUUGCGCACAUUCAACACUGCCUUAUAAAUGGAACACGACGAGGAAUUUUCAUGAUUUAAAGCUUUCGUGACUGCAGGGAUUCAUAUUCUUGGUUCUUUCGGUAAAGUCACGUA